AUGCACCCCAGCACCCACGCCGCCCCGGACCCCGAGGCUCAGCGGCCGCUCGCGCCCUCGGGCCGCUCCUGCCACCCACUGCCCUGGGCCCUGAGCGCCGCGCUGCUGCUGCUCGCCGCCGCCUGCGCCGCCUGCCUGGUGCGCGCCUGGGCCGCGCCCGGGGCCCCUGCAUCGCCGGUCCCCGGCUCCGCGCCCAGCCCGAGACUCCCGGAGGGCCUGGGGUUGACGCCCGACGGCCGCACCCGCCUCCCCGACUCUCCGCAGGGCGUGUUCGCACAGCUGGUGGUGGCCGACGGUGUACAGCUGACCGAAGGGCCCCUGCACUGGUGCAGCGAGCGGGGAAUGACAGGUGUGACCCUGGCGCCCGGUGUGAGCUACGACAAGCACACACACGAGGUGGUGGUGGCCCAGGCCGGAGUCUACUAUGUUUUCUUGCACUUGGCGCUGAAGCGUGUGAUGGCCAGCAAUGGCAACAGCUCCGUCUCCGUGGCCCUGCGCCUGCGGCCUCUCCAAGCUGGGGCCGCUGCCCUGGCCCUGACCUUGGACCUGCCACCCUUGGGGAACUCAGCGGCUGGUUUCCGGAGCGGCCUGCUGCACCUGGAUGCCGGACAGCGCCUGAGCGUCGACCUGCGCCUCUCGGUCCGGGAGCCUCGCGCCUGGCAGCUCUCGGCAGACGCCACGGUCUGGGGCCUCUUCCACGUGGCCACCCAAGGCCCCCCGGACUCCCCUUGAUACAGCUGACGUGACCCCCAGGCCUAGGUGCCACCCUCUGGACCAAGACUGAAUCUUGCCUUCCUUUCUUGGGGCCCCUGGUGAUGGGGUCUAGCUACUCUACCUCACUGGUCUGGGCCGGGGUCCUUGCUGCUGACCCCCUCUUCCAGGACUCUCCGGGUCCCUCUGUCACUUGGUAUUUAUUCUGAGCCUGAGCUCAGACAGUGUACGUUAUAUUAAUCCGUUCAACUUAUAUUUAUUGAGCUUCUGCUCCGUGCCAGGCACUGUGCAGGGCUAGAGAAACAUCAACAAAUAAAAAAGACACCCCCCCAUCCUUAUUUAUGUUAAUAUGUGAGAAAUAGAGACUCAUUCCCAGUACCCUCCCCCCACCCCAUGGUACUCAUGGGGCUAGCUGUGGUAGUCCAAGUAACAAUGCUGUGUGAGCUUUACUCAUUCAUGCAAAUUUUAUCAGGCACUGUUUUAGGUGUUGGGGACACAGCCAUGAACAGGACAAGACAAAACCCCCAGCUUUUGCCAAGCUGACGGUCUAAUACGCUGGCUUGACACUGUGACUGUGUGU
Balaenoptera ricei (Rice's whale) is the source of this 1291-nucleotide messenger RNA. It is a transcript of the gene TNFSF9, whose product is annotated as TNF superfamily member 9. The coding region runs from base 1 to 732 and encodes 243 amino acids. NCBI's taxonomy places the organism in Eukaryota, Metazoa, Chordata, Mammalia, Artiodactyla, Balaenopteridae. Gene Ontology annotation, biological process: immune response; positive regulation of activated T cell proliferation; positive regulation of cytotoxic T cell differentiation. The transcript has 3 exons. The record is from RefSeq and is a predicted model, not a curated record. Gene Ontology annotation, cellular component: plasma membrane. Gene Ontology annotation, molecular function: tumor necrosis factor receptor binding.